AUGAAGGACCAGUAUAAAAGGCAGCCCAGCUCCCUGCUCUCUCAUCCAAUUCUCUCGCCUCAUCCUCCUUGGGUACCAGACAUGUCCUGCUACAACCAGUGCCUGCCAUGCCGGCCCUGUGGCCCGACCCCGCUGGCCAGCAGCUGCAACGAGCCCUGCGUCAGGCAGUGCCAGAACUCCACCGUCGUCAUUGAGCCCUCUCCUGUGGUGGUGACCCUGCCCGGCCCCAUCCUCAGCUCCUUCCCGCAGAACACCGUUGUGGGAUCCUCCACCUCUGCUGCCGUUGGCAGCAUCCUCAGCUGUGACGGAGUCCCCAUCACCUCUGGCUGCUGUGACCUCUCGGGCAUUUCCAGCCGCUACUGUGGCAGAAGGUGCCUGCCCUGCUAAAGCCACUGGCCAUGGC
Molecule: messenger RNA, 403 nt
Organism: Cygnus atratus (black swan)
Lineage: Eukaryota; Metazoa; Chordata; Aves; Anseriformes; Anatidae
Product: feather keratin Cos2-3-like
Exons: 2
Coding region: 1-387 (128 amino acids)
Cellular component (GO): intermediate filament
Molecular function (GO): structural constituent of cytoskeleton
Source: RefSeq, a predicted model, not a curated record